CUAUUUCUUUGGAAGGUUUUCAUAUUAUUAAUUGCAGAAUACAAUCUAUCAACGUUGGUGAUACUAGGUGGAAGUGCGAGUAAUUUUCUCACGAAAUCGCAUAGUAUAUUCGUGGCGGAGUUCCUAAUCUAGAACUCUGUGCAUCGCUUUCGCUGCUGUCAGAAUCCAUUAUUUAUAUAAAUACUCGCAAUAAAGAAUCAGCACCGUUAAUACGUAGUUAUUUAGUUUUAACUCUGAAAUAUUAAGUGGUAUUAAUAAUCUAUGGUUUUAAUAACAAAACAACACAUACCAGGAGCAAAGAUUCACCAUUGAUUCCGCAACAAACCAACCGGGAAUAUGCCACAGAACAGUUUAAUAUAAUGUCUACCAAAAAGUUGGUAGAUAUGACAUCACUGCGCACGUAGUCCUUAUUUUGAACUUUUAACAGUUUAAAACAGUACCCAAUGAAUCGACCUUCUCUCUCACACAUUAUUUACGACAAAAUAGCUGAAGCCGCUGAAGGGGGCUGUGCAGCGUUACCAACUCUACCAACUUUUCGGUAGAUCUACCAACUUUUAGUGUCGUAAUCAAACCUACCACAUUAUCUACCAACUUUUGAAGUUUUCAAAAAGUUUAAAUCAUAACGCGAUUCAAUUAACAAAUAACUGAUUGUAAUUUUUAAAAUGUUUCAAUUGAACACUAUCAAAAUGAGUGAAAGUGAAAGUGAAAACGAAGAAAAUUCUCCUCCUCGAAAAUUAAAAAAGAUACAUUACAAGCAAAAAUAUUCUCAACUAUGGGAAAGAGAAGAAUAUUAGCGGCCUGUAAUUCUGUUUUAUCACUGGAUUUCUAAUAAAAAUAGUUCAAAUAUGUCUUAUCCAAUCGAAAAUUAAAAUAAGGAUGCCAGAUUAUUAUUGGAGGGUCUCUAAAAGACUUGAAAAGUUGGUAGAUCUACAAAGGUGGUAGAUCUACCAAAUUUUCGUAGUAGUGUUUGUUGGAAACUACCAACUUGUAGAACCCUAUCUCCCACCUUGACGAAUUUCGAGUUGGCAACGCUGGGGCUGUGUGAAUCAGUGUGAAAUUCGAGUUCAGCGUACUCGCACGUAUUUGCGAAUUUGCAAAAAUAACAGUGCAGUGAAUUUUUUUUAUUGUUAAUAAUGGAAUCUCAACGUGCUGCAGCCCGUGGUCGAGGUAGAGGUGGUCGUGGUGGUAUUCGAAGUGUCCGCGGUGGUAGUCACCACCAAGCCCAACCUUCGGCCUCUGAAUUACCCGUCACAAUGCCAAUCCAGGAGUUGCCACCAGGUCAAUCCCUAGAGACGCCACUGCACCCUAAGAGGGUAAGGGUGCUCGCUGCUGUAGUGGCGAAACACCCAAGAUCAGAAAUGUGGAGAACGGACGUUCCGUCCCCGACCAGGAGGGACCAGGAGCUUCCGGUGCCAUCACCUGCCCUGCAGCGAAGAAGACGGGGGAGGAAGAUGUUGUGCAGCCGCCGCUGGUGCCCCGAUCUACCAGGAUGUGGAUAGACGAAGAGAAUGAGGAAAUAACAUUAAUUAAAUUAAAUAACAGGAGAAGAGGGACAUAACAUUAAUUUGGAGUGGCCCCCUCGACCUCUUCGCCUAUCCACGUCUGCAUCACCAACGGCUCUUUCGCCAUUUAAGAUACAGCCAAAUAAAUUCGAUUUUGAAUGGAGAAAGGUGCCAAUGCCUUAAAUCGAACCUCAUUUAAGGCGAGAACCUUUCUGCAUAUGCAUUUUUACAGGUGGUAGGACCUCUUGUGAAUCCGCGCGGGUAGGUACCACCGCCUUGCCUAUUUCUGCGAGGCAGUAACGCGUUUCGGUUUGAAGGGUGUGGCAGCCGUCGUAACUAUACUGAGAUCUUAGAACUUAUAUCUCGAGGUGGGUGGCGCAUUUACGUUGUAGAUGUCCAUGGGCUCGGGUAACCGCUUAGCACCAGGUGGGUGGUGAGCUCGUCCACCCAUCUAAGCAAUAAAAAAAAAUACUAUUAUUACCGUUAUGUAUAAUAUUACUAGGUAUUACAUUGAUAAAUUAAAUGAAUGAUGUUUAAAUUAAAUUUUUAGUUAUUGUUUUCUUUUCAAAAUUAUCAUGGGGGCUAUAAUAUGAAAGAUGCUAAAAAGAAGCGAUUUCGUUUUUUUUGUUCUUCGCCAUGGGGUAAUAUCAACUUUUAUUUUUAUUUUUUAUUGCUAGAUGAGUGGACGAGCUCACAGCCCACCUGGUGUUAAGUGGUUACUGGAGCCCAUAGACAUUUACGACGUAAAUGCGCCACCCACCUUGAGAUAUAAGUUCUAAGGUCUCAAGUAUAGUUACAACGGCUGCCGCACCCUUCAAACCGAAACGCAUUACUGCUUCACGGCAGAAAUAGGCAGAGUGAUGGUACCCACCCGCGCGGACUCACAAGAGGUCCUACCACCAAAAUCUUUAGGGGUAAUAAUAAAAAAAGUUCCCCGACCGCUGGUCUACAGGAUCGGGUAUGUAGUUUCCAGCGGCCAUGACAAGAGGGUUCUCAUGUCGUGCCGCCUUCUUAAAGUGGCGCAGCGAUGCCGACUGUAGAUACUUACUGACUGAGUCAAGUUCCAGGUCAUCAUGGAGAUCCACGUUCCUCAGGAACCAUGGUGCUCCGACGGCUAUCCUGCAAAAUCGGGAUUGAAUAACCUGUGUACUUAAUGCGAGUUUUUUAACGUUCUCUAUAGCGUAAAAGUUAGCUUUUUUUUAUUUAUUGCUUUCGAUAGGCAGACGAGCUUACAGCUCAUCUGAUGGGAAAUGAUAACCGUCGCCCAUAGACAUCCAAACUACAUCAGUGACUCAGAUGCGCUGCCUAUCCUGGCCUGGAUGGGCAGCCUUAUGUAUGUUACACCGGCUAUCCUGUCCUUCAGACCGGAACACAGUAUUACUGUUUUGCGGCAGAAAUAGACAGGACGGUGGUACCAACCCGGGCGGGCUUCUACACUUUUUUUUUUUUUUUUCCUAUCUAAGCUGAUAGCCCUAGCGGCUAUGUCAGCGUAACCCUAACUUUAGUAGGUGAGCUCACGGGGCUCAAACCUGACGAUGUUGCUAACACGAACCCUAGCAAGAGCCGUGCUUCGCAGAAUCUACCACCGGAUCGGAAUCGCGACCCACUGAGAAGAUCCGGCGAGAAACUCAGUGGGCUGUGUCUGAGAGUUAAUUUACUCGUCGAGCCCUUCGUCGCAAGCGACGGGUUCGACGAGAACGAUGACCGGUGCUUGAAGUACCUAAAAGCACCGUUAGUGGAUCGGGAGGAUCCGAGAUGACGUGUUUUGGGUGACGUCGACUGCUUUCCAUUCUGUCCGCAGGAUCGGGAAUGUAGUUACCGGCGGCCACGAUGAGAGGGUUCUCGUGUCGUGCCGCUUUAUCGAAGUGGCGCAUGGACACCGACUGCAGAUACUUACUGAUGGACUCUAAGUCCAGGUCGUCAUGGAGGUCGACAUUCCUGACGAACCACGGGGCUCCGACGGCUAUCCUGCAAAAACGGGAUUGAAUGACUUGGAAUGAUUUUAAGUGUAUGCGGGCCGCGUGAGCGAACACUACACUUGCAUAGGUCAUGACGGGGCGUAUGCAAGUUUUGUAGAGUGUCACCUUAUUUCUAAGGGACAUUUUACUUCGCCUACAUAUCAUCGGGUAGAGACGUCCUAGAAUGAAGGCGGCACGGUCGCGUACCGUCUUGAUGUGGGGGCGGAAUGUCAUCCUACUGUCGAGGGUGACGCCUAAGUAUUUGACCUUCGGGGCCCACGGUAUGGGCUGGUCGAAUAUCGUGAUUGGGCGAACGGCGGGGGCGGGGGUAUUGACGCGCCUAGUCGGGAGGGGGCUUCUACAUAGAACCCUACCACCAGUUUUAUUAUUACCAGCUCAUAUUAGUAUGGAACGUUUGCUUGCGUUUGCCGCUAGGGGCGCUGUUCCAACUGCAUACAAAUUUGAGUUAACUUUUACGCUAUCGAGAACGUCAAGAACUCGCACUAAGCAUACUGAAGGGGUUUCAAGUUAAAACAUGGGAAUAGUGUAGCUUCCAAACAGUGGAAGAGUUUUUCAAAUCGGUUCAGUAGUUUCGGAGCCUAUUCAAUACAAACAAGCAAACAAAUCUUUCCUCUUUAUAAUAUUUGUAUAGAUGGAUUAACAGAAAUAUAUAACAUUCAUGACACUUAGAUAUUAUUUGUAAUUGACAUCAGCUCAUGGACAUCAGCAAUGCCAGUAGAGACAAGCCGAUGCCUACCGUAAAAUUUUUACGCUUUUGAGAUUAAAUGACAAUAGUAAACUCAUUGCAAACGCCAUAUUUGAUUAUUUGCUAUUAAUGACCAAGUCUAUGAUAUUUUAUGUUUGUCCCUUUUUGCCCCAUAUGGCGUCAUACGUAAUGAAAUUGUCAAGAUUGUCUUUAUCUAAGCUUCGUGGUAGGUAGAAGUAAGGAGAACUAAUUUAUAUUAGUUGUAAACAAAAAAAUACUACUCAUAAACCCACCAAUACAUCACUAGCGGAGUGAGCGGUGUGAUAUGAAUGCACAGUAUUGCACAGAUUUACGGAGGGUAGAGGUAAGGAGAACCGUCUGUGUGUGUGAAAAAGUGUCCGUUAAAAUCUGCUUGAUAAGGGUGGCGCUACAGUAGAGGAUUUUUGAACUGUUUUUUAGUACUGGAAGUGGGACACAAGCUUCUCCCAUAUGAAAUUUUUAAAGGGAUUUUAUGACCUGGUAAUUGAGACCUUUAAGUCAUGUCUUAUUUUAAUUUAUAUUCAUAUUUGUAUGAAAAAUGAUAUUAUGGAGUGAAAUGAAAUGAAGAUGAUUAAUUUGAGACAUUCAUCAACUAGGAUGAAAUGGGAUGAAAUAUAAUCUCAGUAAAAUGGUGGUCAUUUACUAAGAUUUUUUCAGUGGACUUUUUGGAGGAUCCCGAAAAGUUACGUUCAGCGGCUUUGUUUUAUUUUCCCACAUUUGUGCACUUUCACAGAUAUCAAACAGUUAAUAAACCACCGUUAUUACACAUUUAAACCUGAAGAAACACUAAAUAGACAAAUUAAAACAAAUCACACAACUUCACUUCUCGCGUUCCCGCCAAAAAGUCUCUCCCAUAUGAGACGGUUCUCCUUACCUCUACCCUCCAUGCACAGAUUAUAAAUUAGUAUGAAUAUAGCAGGGUUGUAAAUGAAGUGAAGUGUGAACAAUUUUUGGCGCCAUCUUUGAAAUGACAUCCCAACCUAAUUGUUCGUUUUCAACUGAUACCUUUUAAUACACAAAGCAUAGUUAAGAUAUAAUGUAUCUGUUAAGAAAAACCAAUAUUACUUAAAAUUAUUGGAACGAAGUUCCUUACGGCAGACUUGGAGGGGAUAGGAAUUUUGCUGCGCGACCGAACUGAAAAAAAUGUGAUAGUAAAACCGUAAGAAAAAAUCCCUGGAAAAAGUGCGUGGAAAAAUCCGUGGAAAAAAGUGCGUGGCAAAAACCGUUAAAUGAGACGUGCGCAGGCGCGACAGUCGCAUACACAAGCGAGUAGUGUAUAAUACCUUUCUCUUUCUUCUUCUUUCUUUUCGUUCUCUAAUCCCUUCUCUCUCUAUUUAGUAAUUAUUUCUUUUUCUAUGUAAUUUUAUGUUGUCAACCAAAAAUAAAGAGAUAUAUUUUGUUAUUUUAAUUGAUAAUUUGAAUUACAAUUUUUUUUAUUUUACGUAAUUUAUUAUUUCCUAAAAUACUGAAUUUCCUAAAUACUUUCUCGUACUUAAAUAAAAACUAAUCAGCAAAAUUUAAGAGAAAAACCAAGAAAACCUACAUAAAAUUGUGCACCAUUUCUUUUUUUGCAAAUUGUGUCGAUUCUACAUUAGCCGAAGGAACUUCGUUCCUACCUGGUGUCCCACGACCCCACAUCUUUAUGUUUAGUUAUUAAAAAGGAUUUCUCUUCAGUGUCAUGAAGUGAAGUCAGCCAUUGAAUAAAAAGAGAGUUCAGUUUUGUAAAGUUUAUUAAUACUGUUUACUGUUUAAUUCUUAAUGUUAAUUAUAAAAUAAAUUAAGGGAUUUAAA
Bombyx mori (domestic silkworm) is the source of this 5996-nucleotide messenger RNA. RefSeq lists its product as uncharacterized. Bases 1134 to 1499 code for a protein of 121 amino acids. Lineage: Eukaryota; Metazoa; Arthropoda; Insecta; Lepidoptera; Bombycidae. The record is from RefSeq and is a predicted model, not a curated record. The transcript has 5 exons.